UACUCUCUCCUCCACACACAUAUCUUUCUCUUGUUCUACCCCACACAGCACAGCACACACACAGAGUCCAAGUUUUUUUUUUUUAUUAUUUAUUGAAGAACUCACACCCUCGUUUCCUUUUCUUUAACCAUCAAACGCUUCUUACACUGUUUACGGUGUCGUCGUUCUAUGAAGUGACAACGUACUCUUUUGCAUUGAACCCUUUGGACAAACAUUCGGAGCAUUACAAGAGUUAGGGAAACUUGUCGUUUGAAUCACUAUACACACGACAAGAGCAAUCCAGAACGUUAUUAAAGAUUAACAGAAAUUAGGGUUUCCUUGAACGAGUUAUUCUCUCUCUAUUUUGCAAAAGCACAAGGCAAACCCACAAGUUUAUACCAACUUUCGUAUUCCCAUAUUUACAAAGAACGGCGAACGUACUGCAUUCCGCCAAGUUGACAGUUUUCCGGUGCAUUCUUCUCCCCGUUAUCCACCGCACAAACCCGAAUGCUACAGUGCCCGCCAGACGCCCUAGGGCGGGCAGCAUCUCCCUUUAUCGAAACCCUUUUCGGAGAAUGUGCCUACACAGACCGUGAGGUCGCUUCCGUUCUCUUUGGAUACCUGUCCAUUGGAUUCUGGUUAUGUGCGCAAAUGCCCCAAUUGUACAAGAAUUGGGCGCAUGGGGAUGCUAGUUCGUUGAGUGCAACGUUUUUGGCGAAUUGGCUUGCUGGGGAUGUGGCCAAUGUGGUGGGGUGUGUCUUGACGGGGCAAUUACCGUUUCAGACGUAUCUGGCGUCGUAUUUUGUGUUUAUAGAUACCUUGCUCAUGGUGCAGUAUCUGUUUUAUACCAAAUGGCGCUCUUUCCGUCGCAAGAGAAGAAGAACAUUUGAUCACCCUUCGGUCGCUGUGACUCGUGCUGUUCACCAACCCACCGAAGACACGCCUCUUCUUGCCAGCCCAAGUCUCAGCCGCCGGAACUCACCACUAUUUGCCGUCAUGUUCAUGGCACUCUCCACAUUUGCGACUCCAUCACUACAAACGCAUGACAAGACAAUGGCCAAAAUACUCAGCGACCCGCUAUCAGAGACUGAGCAGACGCAUACGAUUGGUCUCUUAAUGGCGUGGACCUGUACGUUUCUCUACCUCUCGAGCCGUCUUCCGCAACUCUAUCACAACAUGUGCCGUGGAUCCACCUACGGAUUAAGCAUAUCCAUGUUCUUUUGUGCCGCUAUGGGGAAUCUGACAUAUGUCGCAUCCAUUUUACUGAGAUCGACUGAACCAGAGUUUUUGAAGGGUGCUUUGCCGUAUUUAUUGGGGAGUGGUGGAACAUUGUUCUUCGAUUUCCUAAUUUUUGGGCAGUGGGUUUUUCUUGGGUCGAGUGAGGAGCGGGUUGUUGUUCACGAUGAGUUUGAAGAGUUUAAAGUGGAGGAUGCCGUGUAAUGAUUGGAUGUUGUGAUUUGGUCAUGGUGUGGCAUUCUUUGGCUAUCAUGGACAAUGUUUUGUUUUUUCUUCGGUUUAGAGACUUGAGGAGGAAAGAGGGAGGUUUGUCCCUUUUCUGGGGUAUCUUUACACAAGUGUAUAUAGGUUUUAUUAUACCAUUUGAGCAUCGGUACUAAUAAAUAGUAUGUUACUAUCGAAAAAA
Molecule: messenger RNA, 1621 nt
Organism: Spizellomyces punctatus DAOM BR117
Lineage: Eukaryota; Fungi; Chytridiomycota; Chytridiomycetes; Spizellomycetales; Spizellomycetaceae
Exons: 3
Coding region: 487-1419 (310 amino acids)
Biological process (GO): basic amino acid transmembrane export from vacuole
Cellular component (GO): fungal-type vacuole membrane
Source: RefSeq, a predicted model, not a curated record